AUGAAAUACAUUAGACAAUUGAUAUUCAAUCAUAUCAAUGAUAUAUCAAAUCAAUUGUACAAAGGCAGUAUUUUUGAUGGUAGGGAGCGAUCAUCAAAAGGAAGAGAUAUCAUCAAGUUAACAUUACCUCGUCUUGAAAUGGUAUCAAGGUUUGCAAUGCCAUGGAGCUAUAUUCGUCAUUAUCUACCAACAGAUGUUGAUCAAAUAACAUUCAAACAAAGAAAAAGAGCGAUUACUCAAUACUGUCAACAUCAUAAUGCAACAUUGGAUACACUCCAUCAUCUAUUGGAAUGGUCUCCAGUCGUUCAAAUUGAAUGGCAGUACUUGAAAAGCAAUGGUUGUGAUAUAAGAAAUAAAGAGAUAUUGGAAUAUCUCAUCAAGAGGUGUGGAGAUUCGUCGAAUGACUUUCUUGUUUGGGCAAUGAACAGCGCGAUAAAUAAUGGAUAUCUCUCGACCGUCAAAUUGAUAGGCUCUUACGAUGGUUUAAAACUAGAUAAAACAACAAUGGACAGAGCUGCUAGAGUAUCAAUUGAAAUUGUAAAAACUGAAGGUUGUUCAAAGAAUGCUAUGGAUAAUGCAGCUACGAAUGGCCAUUUAGAGAUUGUCAAAUUCUUACAUGAACAUCGUCAAGAAGGAUGCAACAAAGUGGCUAUGGAUCAUGCCUCAAGAAAAGGCCACUUGAAUGUGGUCAGAUAUCUUCAUGAGCAUCGUAGUGAAGGUGCAACGAGCAGUGCUAUGGAUUGGGCAGCUUGCAAUAAACACAUUGAAGUUGUCAAAUUUUUACACUUUAAUCGAAGUGAAAGUUGCCCGAAAAGGACUAUUCGAAAUGCUUGUCGUAGUGGGCUGCUUGAAAUAGCAUCUUUUCUCAUCAAUGUUAGAAAAGAGAAAUGUGAUGUAAAGGUACUUAUGGCCGCAUCAACUAGUGGGCUCUAUGAUAUUGUCAAAUCGAUUCUCGAGCAGUAUGGCGAUCAAAUAGGAAUAGAAUCAAUUGAAAAUGUCAUUCAACAAAUGAUUACUAGUACUAGUACGAGUCCUCAUUCCGAAAUCAUUCAAUUACUCGAAAUUCAUUUGAAGCAGCAGCAGAGAGAUCAUCAAUAA
Molecule: messenger RNA, 1098 nt
Organism: Cavenderia fasciculata
Lineage: Eukaryota; Evosea; Eumycetozoa; Acytosteliales; Cavenderiaceae
Exons: 4
Coding region: 1-1098 (365 amino acids)
Molecular function (GO): protein binding
Source: RefSeq, a predicted model, not a curated record